AUGCGGCCUCAUUUAGGGUCCCUUCCUCGCGCCGCACGCCUUCGCAUCCCGUCGAUCGUUCCUCCGUCCCGGGCAGCAUGCGGUGCUCGCAACUAUGCGCAAACAGCAGAUGCUGUGCGGACAAGAACAUUGCUCUCUGAGGCUCGCCGACCAUACCUCGUGGGACAGAAUCGUGGAUCGGUCUUGGAACAGAAGAGAUGGAUUACACAAAAAUAUGUCCGGAGGAUGCAAGACGCGGAGAAGGAAUGGGCAGGUUUUGCGGAGGAGAUCAAGGCAGGGAAGAGAAAAAACUUCGCACAACACCUUGAGGAAAGAGGUCUGCUUCAUGAUGUCGUUGGAGAACGAGAAAUUCUACACAAAUUAUUCACGAACAAGAGAGUCGGAUUGUACGCCGGUGUAGACCCAACCGCACCGUCUAUGCAUGUUGGCCAUAUGCUUCCCUUUAUGGUAUUGGCAUGGGGCUACGUUUGGGGAUUACCUGUCUAUUUUCUGCUCGGAGGUGCUACUUCCCGUGUAGGUGAUCCGACAGGAAGAUUAAAAGGAAGAGAUCAAGUACAUUCUUCUGUCCGGAAAGCGAAUAUGGCGAGCAUGCACAUGCAACUGAAGAAGCUGGGCGCAAGCAUCGAGGCGUAUGGCAAAAGACAUGGAUACGACAACAAAGUACACUGGAGACGAUCGUUGACCAACAAUAACACCUGGUGGAACAAACUGCCGUUCAUCGAAGUGCUUCGGGAUUUGGGUUCACACGUUCGACUUGGCCCUAUGCUGGGCAGAGAUACAGUCAAAACUCGUUUGGCGAAAGGCGACGGGAUGUCGUUUGCUGAAUUCUCCUAUCCUCUCAUGCAGGCAUGGGACUGGUGGGUUCUGUUUCAGAAGGGUGUUCAAGUCCAAGUAGGAGGUACUGAUCAGUACGGAAACAUUCUUUUUGGAAUGGAUGCCGUCAAGUCGAUCAGCAAGAAUAGCGUCAUGCAGGAAGAGCAGAAUCCCCUUGAAGAUGACUUGGACAAGCCUAUUGGACUUACUACACCCUUGCUGACAGCACCAUCUGGCGAGAAAUUCGGCAAAUCCGCCGGGAAUGCAGUCUGGCUUGACAAGGACAUGACAUCUACCUUCGAACUCUACCAGUUCUUCGUUCGGACCCCCGACGACGUUGUCGAGAGCUAUCUGAAAAUGUUCACCUUUGUGCCUUUGCCCGAAAUCGCAAAUAUCAUGGAGAAGCAGAACGAAGAUCCUUCCAAGCGCGUAGCUCAGCAUGCACUCGCUUUUGAAUUCGUCGAACUUAUCCACGGGAAGCAGGAGGCCGAUGCUGUGGCCCUCCAACACCGCCAGCUGUUCCGUUCACGAAAAUCCACUGCUGAACCGACACCGCUCCCCCGAAACUCGAGACCACCUGCUAGUCACGCAAAGUCCCCUACUUCAGGCUUUGAUAACCCCCAGUCCGGCAAUGAGUACGCCCCCCAAACCAAUUUCGCAAACAUGCAAACCCCCCAUGUGACUCUUCCUCGAUCUCUCGUCUUCAACCAGUCAUUUAACAAAGUUCUCUGGUCUGCGGGACUAGUCUCUUCUAAGAGCGAGGGACAUCGCAUUGUUUCAAACAAAGGUGCCUACGUCGGAAGUCGCCCGGGCGAUAGCGGACCCAUGUCGGACGAUUUGGCUUUCACGCCCAUCAAGACAUGGCCGGCUGAGAAGACACAGGAAUUCGUCAUCAACGACGACUUAAUUUUGCUGAAACUGGGCAAGUGGAAAUUCAAGAUGGUGAAGAUCAUUAGUGAUGAAGAAUUCAAACAACUCGGACUCACAGCCCCUGGUUGGGAGUCAGAGCCUGAAUCGACCCCGGAGUCUGGGGAGAAAGAAACUUCAGCAAAUUAA
This is a messenger RNA of Aspergillus wentii DTO 134E9, 1869 nucleotides long. Its product is annotated as tyrosine--tRNA ligase MSY1. The transcript has 5 exons. Gene Ontology annotation, cellular component: mitochondrion; cytosol. Bases 1 to 1869 code for a protein of 622 amino acids. Gene Ontology annotation, molecular function: ATP binding; RNA binding; tyrosine-tRNA ligase activity. The record is from RefSeq and is a predicted model, not a curated record. NCBI's taxonomy places the organism in Eukaryota, Fungi, Ascomycota, Eurotiomycetes, Eurotiales, Aspergillaceae. Gene Ontology annotation, biological process: tyrosyl-tRNA aminoacylation.